UACUAAAGUUAUUGUUAUUGAAAUACCAUACUUCAUCGUUUAAACCUGAUAACAUGCUUGAAGUUAUUUCACACGAAAGCGUGAUCUUACAGGUCUAUUGAAGAUCGUGCACCAAAGUAUUGUGGGUAAUCGUAAUUCUGGUAUAUCACAAGACUGUUUACUAUCAGGGAAAUCAUUAUUUUUGCUCGGAACGACCAACGUUUUCUUUAAUGUGAAUUACGUUUGAUAUUAUUUAUUAGUUUGUAGAAAGAUUAUGCAUUUUCCGAGUAUAUGAAGUUCUAUUGUGUUUAUGAAUCAUCAAAUGCUGCGGAAUAACCACGAUACGAAAUUUGACAUUUGACUACGUAUUUGACGCGCGUCCACAGUGCACGAUAUAUUAUUAUCUUUUUAAACAUAGUGGAAGCCGUCUGAUUGUAUAACUCUAGCAAAGCGUUCAAUGAUUUGUAACGAUUAAUCACUCGCUUGUUACGAAGAAAACAUUGUUUAGAUCAUUUUCUAUUGUUUUAAUACUACCUAAUUCAAGAUGAAGAAAAAGGUGCUACUGAUGGGUAAAAGUGGCUCUGGGAAGACCAGUAUGCGCAGCAUAAUUUUUGCAAAUUAUAUUGCUCGUGAUACUCGUCGUUUGGGAGCAACAAUUGACGUAGAACAUAGUCAUGUACGAUUCCUUGGUAAUUUGGUGUUGAACCUUUGGGACUGUGGUGGCCAGGAAGCAUUUAUGGAAAACUAUUUUGCAUCUCAACGCGAUAACAUCUUUAGGAAUGUAGAAGUCUUGAUCUAUGUUUUCGAUGUAGAAUCCAGAGAGCUAGAUAAAGACAUGCAUUACUAUCAAAGUUGCUUGGAAGCAAUCCUGCAGAAUAGUCCGGAGGCAAAGAUAUUCUGUUUAGUGCAUAAGAUGGAUCUAGUGCAAGAGGAUCAACGAGAUCUGAUAUUUAGGGAGAGAGAGGAAGACCUGAAAAGACUUAGUUUGCCUCUUGACUGUACUUGUUUUAGAACUAGCAUAUGGGAUGAAACGUUAUAUAGGGCAUGGUCUUCAAUUGUGUACAUGUUGAUUCCUAACGUGGAAGAACUCGAGCAAAGUUUAAAGCAGUUCACAAAUAUUAUCGAUGCCGACGAAGUACUUUUAUUUGAGAGAGCCACGUUUUUAGUGAUCAGUUAUUGCCAGAGACAACAUCACAGAGAUGUACAUCGAUUCGAGAAAGUUUCUAACAUAAUAAAACAGUUCAAAUUGAGUUGCAGCAAAUUGGCGGCACAGUUCCAAAGCAUGGAAGUGAGAAAUUCGAAUUUCGCAGCGUUCAUCGACGUGUUCACAUCGAAUACAUACGUGAUGGUCAUCAUGUCAGACCCUGCUAUCCCGUCGGCAGCAACUUUAAUCAAUAUCCGCAACGCGCGGAAACAUUUUGAAAAAUUAGAGCGUGCUAGUCAGAGUUCAGCGUUAAGUAGAUAGAAGUCAGCUCGACCCAGGCGCGUUGUCACCCGGGUCCAAACUGUUAAUCAUUAUUGAAUCUAAGAGUCAUUCUGAAAGAGUGCCGUCGACUUAUUCCUUUCAAUUAAUCCAUAAUUUUUCUAAAGAACAGGAAUUUCCAGGAAUCAUUGUAAAUUGUUUGCAAAUUCAAAGAGAUAUUUAAAUAUCUUGAUACUGAUCUGUACGCUAAUAAAUAAAUAACCGCCAAUACGAGAAGGUACGCUAUUAAUGUCAGUAAAACAUUAUUGUUCGCUUGUCAUCUGGCUCUUAAAUAAUGCGAGUUCCCUGGAUAUUAAUUAAUACGUAUGUAUAUCACUUCUGUACUUUAAUUACUGUGGCCUGUUAUGAAGAUACAUAUUUUCCUAAUGAUAUUCACUUCAUACAGCAGUGUAUAUACUUAUUCUAAUGGCCAUACCAUUGCAAUAUAUUCAACUAACAAUAGCAUUACAUUGUACGUUAUAUUUUGUAUAAAACUUUUAGUGUCUCUUGGUAUAAAAAUGAUUAUUAAAUUUGUAUGAGUUUA
Ceratina calcarata is the source of this 1985-nucleotide messenger RNA. RefSeq names its product Ras-related GTP binding A/B (gene RagA-B). The record is from RefSeq and is a predicted model, not a curated record. Gene Ontology annotation, molecular function: GTPase activity; GTP binding. Gene Ontology annotation, biological process: positive regulation of TORC1 signaling; negative regulation of autophagy; cellular response to starvation. Gene Ontology annotation, cellular component: lysosome; Gtr1-Gtr2 GTPase complex; nucleus. The transcript is spliced from 6 exons. The coding region runs from base 524 to 1444 and encodes 306 amino acids. Lineage: Eukaryota; Metazoa; Arthropoda; Insecta; Hymenoptera; Apidae.